Xyrauchen texanus (razorback sucker) is the source of this 3447-nucleotide messenger RNA. Its product is annotated as sideroflexin-1-like. The record is from RefSeq and is a predicted model, not a curated record. NCBI's taxonomy places the organism in Eukaryota, Metazoa, Chordata, Actinopteri, Cypriniformes, Catostomidae. The transcript is spliced from 11 exons. Gene Ontology annotation, biological process: monoatomic ion transport; serine import into mitochondrion. Gene Ontology annotation, cellular component: mitochondrial inner membrane. The coding region runs from base 377 to 1345 and encodes 322 amino acids. Gene Ontology annotation, molecular function: monoatomic ion transmembrane transporter activity.
UCGAAACCAUUUCCCAUUCUCAGAAGUCUCAGAACACCUGUGACCUGCCUCUGAGCAGUGCAAGAAGCCGAUAACCAAUCAUAACGCAGCUCUCGUCCACGCCCAGUCUCUCGAGUCAACUUAAGAUCUUUCUGCUCUAAACGCCGACUUUUCACUCAAACAGUGCACGUUCAUCGCUUUAAGCAUCUCGUGCAGACCUUAGACGCAUUUAUAUGUCUGUGGUGCAGACUUUCAAACUAAUUAGAUCGGAAGUGCAGGCAGUAUCCUGUCAUCUCUCACAGAGGAAAACACAGUUAGCGCCGAGGUCAUCUGCUUGAAGGUGUCACAAGGUAUACCUGGACAUUACCUGUGAUCGUUUAGCAAGAAGUGGAAGAGUAUGUCUGGAGAUUUGCCUCUGAAUAUCAACAUUAAGGAACCACGAUGGGACCAGAGCACAUUUAUGGGCCGGGCUCAGCACUUCUUCAUGGUGACGGACCCGAGAAACGUCCUAAUGUCCAGUGAAGUUUUAGAGGAUGCCAGAGUUACUGUGGAAAACUACAGGUUGGGAGUUUUGAAGCCCGGGCUAACAGAGGAUCAACUAUGGAGGGCCAAAUACAUCUAUGAUUCUGCUUUCCACCCUGACACAGGAGAGAAAAUGCUGCUAAUUGGACGCAUGUCUGCACAAGUGCCCAUGAACAUGACCAUUACGGGUUGCAUGCUUACCUUUUACAGGACAACCCCAGCUGUUGUCUUUUGGCAGUGGGUUAACCAGUCUUUCAACGCCGUUGUCAACUACACUAACCGCAGUGGAGAUGCACCACUCACUGUGAAUCAGCUUGGAGCAGCCUACGUUAGUGCUACCACAGGAGCUGUAAUAACAGCCCUGGGCCUGAAGUCUCUGACCAAGCACUUGCCAGCUAUUAUUGGCCGUUUUGUUCCAUUUGCUGCAGUAGCAGCAGCAAACUGUAUCAACAUACCCUUCAUGAGACAAAGAGAGCUGAAGAAUGGUAUUCCUGUCACUGAUGCUGAGGGAAAACGCCUUGGAGAAUCAACUAAAGCUGCUCAACAAGCCAUCGUCCAGGUGGUGGUGUCUCGUAUCGGCAUGGCAGUACCAGCCAUGGCUAUUCCUCCAGUUAUCAUGAAUGCCUUAGAGAAGAAAGCCUUCAUGAAACGGUUCCCAGUUCUCAACGCCCCUGUACAAGUUGGGCUUGUUGGAUUCUGUCUGGUGUUUGCCACUCCACUAUGCUGUGCUCUGUUCCCACAGAAGAGUUCCAUGAAGGUGAGCAGUCUGGAGCCUGAGCUUCAAGAGAGGAUACAACAAAGCAAUCCUCAUACCACUACUGUUUAUUUUAACAAGGGUCUGUAGAGGCCUCUAGGUCGCAGCCUAUACUGAUGUGCUCCACUGCACUAGAGGUUAGUGGAUACUAUUGAAGGGGAGAACAGUUAUUUUUGUUUUGCUGUUCUAAUUUAUAUUUUUGUGUCACUUACCCAUGUUAUUGCAUAUUGUCACUUUUCUUUAGUUUCACUUAGAGGCUUGGAGCUUUUCUAGGUUUGUGGCUCAAACAUCUGCCCAAAAUCACCUUAUUCUGCCAAAUGAAUAUUUCCACCUUGCUCCAUUAUUUGUCAGUUAAGUGCACUUAGAUUGUGGAUGCAGUUUGUUUUUCUAUUUGUACUGCAAAAGAAUCCCUAAGAUGUAUUAACAGUCCUAAUGAAAACAUAAAAAUGCAAACUUCUGGCUGAAUAUCACUAAUGCAUCUAUACUUCCAAUGCCAUACUCGAUCAUGUUUUCUGUUUAAGCCUUCUAGGCCUUGUGUGUGUGCGCGGUUUGAAGUCCUUUUUGUAAAUUGCAAAUGUCUCUGAGAAGAGACUGACAUUUGGUUGUGUGGAGACUGUGGUUUGUGUACUGUUGCGAUUGAAGAGGUGAAAUGGUCAAAAUAAUAUCAAUUUAAAUAUUAAUUAGAUUUAGGUAUUGUAUGAAGUAUUAAAAAUGUCCCCAGUCUAAUGGGAUAGAAUGUGUCUGGGACAUGGUGUUUAUUAACAAGGCACUACAAAUCUUUGGCAGGUUAUUAAGAUGGAUGCACAUGAUCUGCAGAUGUAAUAGUAUAGAGAAAGAGUUGCAUCUUAUGCCCUGCUUUGUUUGGAUCACGAAACACAUCUCAGACACCAGCAAUUAUGGGAACAUACAAUCAUAGAUAUUUAUCACUACCAUGGGUAAAUCUGUGUGUUGUACCAAUAAUAUAUAUAUAUAUAUAUAUAUAUAUAUAUAUAUGUGUCAGUCACAGUGUCUAAUUUUGUGAAUUAUAUUUAAUAAUGGCCCCUACUUCUGUAACCUGAGCGUAUAUGAACAAAAAUGUGUUUUCCUUAAUACUUGUAGUAAUGUUACAGUGUGUAGCUUUUGAAAUCUUGAUGACCUUAACAAACCUUUACAGUAUUUCCCCCAUCAGUCCCUUCCCACCCAAAAACUUUCAUGUUGUUGUUCUCUUCAUGUACUCGGAGAGGCAGUAGAGCUCUGUUACUUUUUGCCCUGAACUUUCCAUGUAGGCAAAUAUUGUUAGGACUAAUAUCUGAAAAACAUUGUAUGUUACACAAUGAGCGUUUGAUAAGUAUUCCGUUGGGAAAAAUGUUUUUUUUUUAUAGCCCGGUUGAAAGCAUCCUAAAAAAUAAGUAACCAAAACAAUAGUUGACAUUUAAUGCACAAAUCCCCUAUUUCUAUUAUAAUCUAGUGCAAAAAACACACACAUUCUUAAUGUAGAGAGUUGUUGGAUAUGUUAUGCAAAUAUGACUCUUUGAUUGUGAUUUUACAUGUAAAAGUUUGUUCUCUCUUGGUACCCUGUUAAAUCAAACACCACAGACCAGUUAAACCACAUGCUGUCUAGAUUCAUUAUUCAUUUGUGUAAUGAUUAAUGACUAAGAAUUUCUGAACUGUUGGCACAUGAAUUUUAUUAGCAGCACACCAAAUUGUUUGUGAUGGUGAUGUUUUGGGUUCAUGAAAUGUUUUAUGAUUGUAAAUUGCACUAGACGAUGAUAAUGAUAAACAACUGUAAAAGAAAGAGGCUGUUGUUUGGAAGAGAAAAAAACAGAACUCACAGUGGUCAUUAAUGUGACUCUGUAUAUUAAUAUAAUAUUAGGGUUGUCCAUCAAGAAUAAAGAAAUUUGGAUCAAAAUGGAUUUCAAAAUUACAAAUUCAAUGAAGAUUCUUGUCACACCAAAUGCCCUCGUUUUGAGAUUGUUUUGAUGUAAAGUUUCUUGAUGUGUAAAAGAGCACAUAUUUAUUAAUAGGUCUCCCAUGACCUGGAGAAACAAGCGUAAUAUUUUUUUGAACUCUACAAAUAUAAAUCUGAUGCACCACUUGAGCACAAUUAGUCUGGUCAUUGUUGGUGCUUAUUGCAUGCUUUUUUUCCCAGCAUUUUGUAUUGUUUUGUUACAUCCUUGUGUAUUUUGUGGAACUAUGUAAUAAAGCUAUUUUAA